AUGGAUAGUUUUGAUACUACAUCCAAAAAAUUUUCAAAUAGCUUGCUAAUCAUCACCCUCUUAUUUGCAAUUAAUAGUGAAGGAAGGGUUUUUGGUUUAUCAACUAAUGGUACAAAGUGGAGAGAAUUUAUUUAUUUGGGUCUUGAAUUUAAACAACUAUCAGCUGUACCAAAUUUUUUAUGGGCUGUUGGAGGUGAUAGACAAAUAUAUGUACAUGCUUAUGGUUUAGACAUUCCUAUUAGAGUAAAAGAAGAAUACUACGAAAAUGAGAGAUGGACUCCGUUUGACGGCUUUAGUAAUAAACUCUUACCUACUGAUAGAUUUAAUUUUUCUGAUGAAAAUGGAAGGUUUGAUAGAAAUCCAAAAAAAAUUAGAUUGCCAUCUAUGGCAUGGCAGUGGGAAGGUGAUUGGAAAUUAGAACUUACAUUAAAUGGACAACCAUUGGAUCAUGAUGGCUGGACCUAUGCUGUUGACUUUCCUGCAACUUAUUAUCCUUCGAAACAAUGGUCCUCAUAUGUCAGAAGAAGAAAAUGGUAUAGGUAUAGAAGGUAUAUUGCUUUAAAUUCUUGGUGUGCUGUAGCUCCGCUUCAUAAAGAUCCUACUAAAGAACCAUUCAUUCGAGUGGGUGUUGGAGGAAAACACUUACCUGGUGCCAAAGAUGGCACAAUUAUAGUUUGGGCUGUUACAGCUUGUGGAAGACUUAUGUUUAGGUCUGAUGUUAAUAAAUACUGUCCUGAAGGGCAAAGAUGGAGUUUAAUACCAGUUCCAAGUGGAUGUGAAGUUUGUCAAGUAAGUGUGGGAGCCACAGGUUUAGUUUGGAUAGUUUUAUACAAUGGUAAAGCAUUAGCUCGUACUGGUAUUACCAGAGCUUCAUUGACAGGUACCAACUGGGUUGAAAUAGAACAACCUAAUGAAAAUUUACAUUUAAGUCAAGUUUCAGUAGGUUACAACAGCAUAUGGGCUACUACAAAAGAUGGAAGAGUGUGGUUUAGAAAAGGCAUAAAUGGGGAGAGUUCAGGUGUUAGUGAUAGUAUGGCAACAGGUAGUGGUUGGAUAGAAAUGUGUGGAAACAUGACUGAAAUAUCUGUAGCAUCAAAUGAUCAAGUUUGGGCUGUAGGAACAUCUGAUAAGGUAUUGUAUUUCCGUACAUCAGUUACACAAGAGGACUUAAUGGGUAAAACUUGGCGUGCAAUAAGUGCUCCAACUCAAUUGAGUCGUACAAACAGCUCGGCCAGCUUCAGAUCUGGAAGUGAUGAAGCUCAUAGGGAAAAAAGACAUCGAAGUUGGGCAUCUUUGAAAUUUUGUCAUUCUGCACCGCCAGUUGGACAAAAUUCUCAAAAAUUAAUUAACUCAUCUAUAAAAUUAAAUUAUUCCAUACCGGAUACCGGUUCUAUUGAUAGUGUAUCAUCUGAUUCUCAAAGUAUUAAUUUAAGCGAUAUUCACGAAGAUGAAACGCAAGUCGCAAAUGUUGGUGAAAUUAAAGAAUAUUGUGAAGAAGGAAACAGCAAGGAAGACAUUAGAAAUUACGGAAACGUUAGUCAUCCUGUGUGUGGGUUUAUUAGUAAAGAAAUAGCGAUUCCCACACGAUCAUGGAGUCCUCAACAGGCUGGAGGAUCGGUGGUAGGAACAGAAGCUCAUUAUGCUGCCGAUAGUAUUAUUUUUGAAUCUGAUGAGUUUACCGGAAUAUAUAGUGAACAUGGAGAACGUGAAGAUGAUAAUGAUCACUUAUAUUGGUCCGACAGCGAAGCUUUAUGGUCGACCGUCGAAGCUGAAAGAAUACCAAAAGACUUUGCAUCACUUGAAAAUUAUGAAAAAGCCGUUGAAAAUUCAUCUUGGACAAAGGGAGUCAAUUGCAAAUGUCUGUUACCCAAAGAGAAUAACUUUAAAGACUGCAUGAUAGAAUUAGAAUGGAUCAGCGAAGAGUGCGAAGUGGAAUCUGGCACGUUGGAAAUAUUUGACGUAUCCAAAUCUGAAACUUGGUCAAAGUACGAUUUAAAAAAUGUGUCAGCCGUUAUAAGUUGUUGUACUUCUCAAAAUCCUCGUCUUUCUAUAUUUAGUUUCGAUUGUUUGGCUCCUUUGAAGUUACAAUUUAAAACUGAAGAUGAAUAUGAAGAGUGGAAAUCUGAAUUGUCUUCUCUUUGUAAUAAGAUAAGAAACGUGUCGGAUGUUCCUAGUCCCAACUCCGUAUGGAUAACUACUAAUAGAGGCGACAUAUUUGCUUGUGAUCUUUCAAAAAUAUCCCGGGUUGAUAACAGUGAAAAACAUACGUUGGAACAAACAUUCUCAGAUACUGAUUUGCCUAUUCACGUACCUUUAUCAUCCGGUUUUACACCCGGUCAUUCUGUAACAAUUUGGGGAUGCGUACAUAGUAAUGCUAAAAGAUUUGCCAUUGAUCUCGUGCGUUGUGAAGAAAAUGGAAACUGUGAUAUCGUCUAUCAUUUUAAUCCUCGGUUCGAGGAAGAAUGCGUAAUUCAAAAUUCAAGAACAAAUUUAAUUUGGGAUAGAGAAGAAAGAAGUCGAACGAUGCCAUUUGAAAUGGGUGAAUUAUUCGAGCUCAAAAUAAUUUGUACAAGUUUACAUUUUGUAGUGUCUGUAAAUAAUAAAAAAUUCACUGAAUUUUUAAUAAAAAAAGAUUCAAAUGAUUUCAUCUCUAGUUUUCCAAACAUAACUCAUUUAUAUUGUCAAGGAGACAUUAAUAUAAAAAAAGUUUUAUAUACGAGUAAUGAAUUGAUAUUGGAACCUUAUUCGAUGUAUUGGCAGCAAAUUCGAGGUCAUUUAAAAAAGGUAGAAACCGUAGAAGGUAUUACUUGGGGUAUAGGAUUUGAUAAUACGGCUUGGUUGUACCUGGGUUCUGCAUUGUGUAACAAAAUGAGAGAUAUACGAUAUUAUUAUGUUUAUGAAAAUCAAAGAUGGAAUCCUUUAACGGGAUAUACUUCUCGCGGUUUACCUACCGAUAGAUUUAUGUGGUCUGACGUUACUGGUAAAUACAAAAGGACAAAAGAAAAUACUUGUUUAUUGUCUAAAAGAUGGCGUUGGAUUAAUGAUUGGAGUGUUGAUUUUCAUACUCCCGGAGGAGUCGAUAAGGACGGUUGGCAGUAUGCUGUUGAUUUUCCAUCUACAUAUCACGGUUGCAAAAGUUUGACUGAUUACGUCAGGCGUAGAAGAUGGUUCAGAUGUGCGAAAAUAGAAAUUUCUGGACCUUGGACUGAGCUGGGUCACACUGCCUUAACCGAUUGUAGUUUGAAUUCCGAUGAAAAUGGAAUAACAGCUUGGGCAGUUGCUUCAAAUGGGGAUGUUUUAUUUCGACGGGGAGUCAGUAAAAAUUGUCCGGCCGGCUUGUCGUGGGAACAUGUACCAAGUGACGAACAAAUGAUAAGUAUUUCUUGUGGGAAAAAACAAGUUUGGGCGGUAACGAAAAACGGAUCUGCACUCUGCAGACUGGGCAUUUCGGUUAAUAACUUAACAGGUAACGUAUGGGAAACAGUAGAAGCGCCAUUAAAUUCGAGUUUGAAACAAGUUUCGGUUGGAGAAAAUGGCGUCUGGGCAUUGGAUUCUAACGGAAGAAUAUUUGCAAGAAGUGAAAAUACCGAAGUUUUCCCAUUGGGCUCCCACUGGCGAGCAAUGUCUUUUUUUUCACACGAGGAAAAUUCAAACGAUGAUCCAUUAAAAUCUCCCGAUGCUUUCGCGGAAAACAAUGUCGAAGGAUUUCGUUGUAUUUUGGCAAAAAAUAAAUUUUGGGCCAUUACCAAUACGGGUCGUUUGGCUUUUAGACUUGGAGUAUGCCCAGAAAGUCCUACGGGAUAUUUUUGGUUAUUUGGUAUCAAGGGAAAUUUUUUAAACGUUUCCUCGUAA
Molecule: messenger RNA, 3852 nt
Organism: Pediculus humanus corporis (human body louse)
Lineage: Eukaryota; Metazoa; Arthropoda; Insecta; Psocodea; Pediculidae
Exons: 15
Coding region: 1-3852 (1283 amino acids)
Cellular component (GO): membrane
Molecular function (GO): carbohydrate binding
Source: RefSeq, a predicted model, not a curated record